CCUAGAACAAUGUCUAAAGUGCUUGUAACAAGGAUGCAGAGAGGGAAUAUAUUUGUAUACACAACAUUCACAGUAUUGAAGAACUGGUGCCCCAGUCUGCUGAAUAUUUACUAAACACAAAAGCACCAAUAAAGCGAAUCAAACAAGUGCACAGAAGCAGAGACUUGACAGAACAUCCAUGGAGCUGCUGGGAAACAUUCAAAGUACAAUGAUGACAAGACACCAAAAGGCAGAGAUAAUGAUUGCCGGAGAACAGCUAAGAUUGCGGCUACAUGAUAGCAAGUUGAUCAAGGACCGUAGACACCAUUUGCGAACAUACCCGAAUUGUUUUGUGGCUCAGGAGCUCGUUGACUGGCUGAUUGCUCAUAAAGAAGUGCCUGAUCGAGAGACUGCUGUCCCGCUCAUGCAGCACCUCAUGGACCAUGAUAUCAUUCAUCACGUGUGUGAUAAGUGGCCUGUGUUCAAAGAUGCCCAAUAUUUAUACAGAUUCAGAAAAGAUGAUGGCACAUUUCCUUUCAACAUAGAGGUUAAGAUCUUCAUGCGUGGACAGAGGCUGUAUGAACAUCUGAUUACAAGCAAAGACUCCAUCUUACAGCUGAGACAGGAAAAGGGAGUGGCUUAUGUCCGUUCUUUCCCUGGUUACAUUUUAAUUGAUUGGCUGCUACAAAACGGUGAAAUAGAGAGUCGACGGCAAGGACUGGAUCUCUGCAAGGCCCUACUAGAGCAUGGUAUCAUUCAGCAUGUCUCUCUGAAGCACCACUUCUUUGACAGCGGGCUGCUGUAUCAAUUCUGCAUUAACUUUAGCUGGCGGCGCCGUCUUUCUGAACUGUUGCAUGAGACAGAGAAUGAAGAGGUUGAAUGUAUAACACAACAAAGCCAAGAAGACCAGGCUGGCAGUCCCUUCACUAUGCACAAAACUUCUCCACCUGAAGGCAACAGUGACUUCUUAUCUGUUCAACCUACUUUGGAUGGACGGUGUGGAAGUUUGACGCACCAGCAGCAUAGUUCUCGUGGAUACCCGCUCACUGCUUCUCUUACCGUUGCCCUUGCAGUACGAUGCAAUCCCACAUCAGUGCUGAAAAGAUGUGUAACCUGUGAAGAGCUGUUAUCUCCAGGUGCUCCUUAUGUAAAAAGAGUUCUUACGAUCCUCGGUGAUGCCCUAGGCUGGGGCUUUGUAGUGCGUGGAAAAUCACCUUGUUAUGUUCAGGCUGUGGAUCCUGCAAGCCCUGCUGCAGCAGCAGGAAUCAAGGUUCGCCAGUUUGUGUGCCGAGUGAAUGGAUGCAGUGUGCUUCACUUAGACUAUCGUACUCUUUCAAAGGUGGUGAUGACUGGACCCCGUGUUGUUACUUUGGAAGUCAUGGAACCACUGGAUUAAUUCAGU
Messenger RNA from Carassius carassius (crucian carp), 1381 nucleotides. Its product is annotated as DEP domain-containing mTOR-interacting protein. Gene Ontology annotation, biological process: intracellular signal transduction. Bases 179 to 1375 code for a protein of 398 amino acids. The record is from RefSeq and is a predicted model, not a curated record. NCBI's taxonomy places the organism in Eukaryota, Metazoa, Chordata, Actinopteri, Cypriniformes, Cyprinidae. The transcript has 9 exons. Gene Ontology annotation, molecular function: protein binding.